UGUGUGUGUGUGUGUGUGUGAGACAGAGAGAGAGGGAGAGAGCGAGAGAGAGAGAUCUUAUCUGAAAACGCAGUAAAUGUUUAUUUCAUGCCGAGAGCAACACACACCUUUACUGCUGCAAUUUUGGAACUUAAUUAAACAGGAAAUUCCGGUUUUAGCUUCAUUUAUUUAUUUCAGCUAACGGCUCUGUCUCUUCCUGACACUUCUGGCACCACAUGAAUGAGUCUUUCAGACUCUUCCCCUGAUUCCAAUGGCUUUGGUUCUGCCAAUUACAAGAUACGGGUAGAAAAUCAAAUUGUGGAAGGAAAACAGAGAAACCUCCAGUCUCUAUUUGGAAACAUCACGAAUGGGCAAGGCUCCAUUUCCGGAGAAUCUGAAGAGAAAGGAUGGUACUACCUACCCAGGAGCAGUCCUGUAAUAUCUCGAAGUCAGGAGAAGAAAAUGAAGAAACUGAGAAAUAAUAAAGUUUUUCAUGAACACACAGAUGAAAGCCUUCAAAAAAGGCAGGCACCUUCUUGGGUUGGACUUUUGAAAACACCCCAGAAUAUUUUUCCAGAAGAACAAACAAUUCCUACUCCUUCAACUUCUCAAGUUUUGCUUUUGGAUUCACACUGUGCUCCAGCAGUCACGGGUGUAAAAUGUUCUGACAAGCAAAGAAACCUGUCACUUGGAUCUUCAGAGUCCCAAUCUUCUUCAUGUGAGGAACAUGAACUUCUAAACACUGGAGCUUCACCACUGGAAAAAGGAAACCUCACCUGCUUGAACAAAUGUGCUGAGCACGAAGAGCAAGUCUCUGAAGCUAUCUACAGGAACAGCGUGAACCUCGACGAGGAGAAUGCUCACUUUGUAGUGGUGGAUAUGGUGCUGGAGGUUCUAGAGGCAGCGAAGUGGGCUGUGUCCCAAAAACAUUCAGACUCCUUUUCCUCAACUGACAGUGGCUAUGAAGAACUUUGUGACCACAGACGAUCCAGCAGACAAUCCAGCAGAAGUUCUCACACUUCACUUGGCAGAUGUUCAGCAGAAAUUCUUGCACAGAACUUGCUCAUGGAACUUGAGAGGUGGUGGAUUUCCUCAGAAGAGCUGCUGGGGGAAUUUCCCCUGGUUACUGUGUCCACGUCAGGAGGUGAAGCCAGCUUGAGUGACGAAAUCCGUCAGAAAAGCCGGAUGAGAGGGACACUGAUCUGGACUCCACCCGAAUUUCAGAUAAUAUCCAGUGUGAAUCCGACACAGAGACGCAGUGAGGUCAUUGCCUCUCAGCACUUCCUGUGUGCUGGCUGUGGGACAGAAAUCGAGCCGCGGUACAUGAAAAGAUUGCGAUACUGUGACUACCUGGGCAAGUAUUUUUGCGAUUGUUGCCAUGGCGUUGGCGAAGCCAUAAUCCCUGCACGUGUUUUGAGACACUGGGAUUUUGGACGUUACCCAGUGUGCCAGUUUUCCAAGCAGCUAUUGGAGUCCAUUUGGGAAAAGCCACUGUUCAAGAUCACAGAUGUAGCCAAGAACCUGUACUCCCAGGCCAAGGAGCUACAGAAAUUCAGGGAGAUCCAGGAGCAGAUGCUUUCCAUUAAGAAGUUGCUAAGAGCAUGCAGACUAUCUGAAAUGAUCCUGGACGAGUUCCAGCAGCUUCCAUCCCACCUGAUCGAAGAGCUCCACCUUUUCUCCAUGGAUGACCUCGUCAAGAUCAAAAGGGGUCAGCUUCUUACCACGGCAAAGGCAGUGAUGCGAUCUGCAACAAACCAUGUGGAGACUUGUGAGCUGUGUCAAGCCAAAGGCUUUAUCUGUGAGUUCUGUCGUGGAAAGGAUGUGCUCUUCCCCUUCCAAACAGACAUCUGCACACGCUGCAAAGAGUGUAGAGCUUGUUUCCACACUUCCUGUUUUCGAGAUGAAGCGUGUCCUAAGUGCGCCCGACUCCAAAUCCGAAGAGUUGCCAGGACAUGAAAUGAUAGGAUAAUAAUAAUAAGAAGAAGAAGAAUUCAUGAAAUGCUCAAUGACUUCCAAAUGUACAGCAAAAACCUCAUUGAAGA
Molecule: messenger RNA, 2021 nt
Organism: Hemibagrus wyckioides
Lineage: Eukaryota; Metazoa; Chordata; Actinopteri; Siluriformes; Bagridae
Gene: rubcnl
Product: rubicon like autophagy enhancer
Exons: 13
Coding region: 220-1935 (571 amino acids)
Biological process (GO): autophagosome maturation; autophagosome-endosome fusion; autophagosome-lysosome fusion
Cellular component (GO): autophagosome membrane; intracellular membrane-bounded organelle
Molecular function (GO): phosphatidylinositol phosphate binding
Source: RefSeq, a predicted model, not a curated record